Molecule: messenger RNA, 1404 nt
Organism: Aspergillus bombycis
Lineage: Eukaryota; Fungi; Ascomycota; Eurotiomycetes; Eurotiales; Aspergillaceae
Exons: 4
Coding region: 1-1404 (467 amino acids)
Source: RefSeq, a predicted model, not a curated record
AUGGAUGGGACAUCUCAGAUUCCAGUUGGAGAUACUCUUAUUUGGCGAGCCUAUGGUCAAUUCGUCAAAAGGCUGUUGCUCGGUCCCAACACCCCUAAAGAGGGUUUGGACUAUGUUUAUGUGUGUCCUCCCACCGAGCAUGGGCUCCGUGGGGGACGACCCAUUCCAGAUGCAGUGACCAACUCAAACGUCUUCUCCGUUGCCGAUUCCUUACAGAGGGCUGAUUCUCCUCUGUUUACGAUUCACACGGACCUAAGUUACUUCGAGUCCCUUGAUAAUUAUCUCAAGGCCGUGACAGUCAAGACUAUCACCCAGGAACAAAAGGCUGAGAUCAAACAAGCAAUCAAAGAGCAAAUUGACGCCGAGGAACAGAGGAAUAUCGCAAAAGCCGCUGCUCUAGCAGCAUGGAAGCAUGAUCUCGACGCUCAGGCUAAUCAUAGAGCUUUUCACGACUGGGCCAUUGACAAUGCUGAUUCUUACCUGGAGUUGGAGGAGCAGGUUACCCUGACUUCAGGCCAAGUGGAUCUACUCCAGAGCAAGUACUAUGGAGCGAUGGCGGGGACGCUCCGGGAGAAAAGGGAGAGGCUGGAAAAAUUGGCUGCGGAUGCGAAGUACAGUAACCCAGGAUAUAACAUGCCAUGCUUCAUUCGCGACUACGCCGUUGACGAGGCGGCCCUCGAUGCAGAUCACAGAGUGGAAGAUAUCGAUGGGCGGGAUCUUGUUUAUCAGCCCCUUUACACCAUUGACGGAUAUGAAUCAUCCUGCGACUCUUGGAUUAAGGGGGCUGCUGGAGACGGUACAAUUGUCACACUGGACCUUACCUCGUCCAGAUAUGAUGACUGGAAAGAACUUGGCCAUUCUCAAAGCAUCUCUAGGAAGGCAAAUAAGUUCUUUUUCUUUUUCAGCAAAUCAAGCAGUACGAGCACGACUGAAACCCACCUUAACUUCAACGGGAGCGAAUGGAAACAGCAGACAAAGAUCACGUUGUAUAUGACUGGGCCUGCACGGGUUUUCAACAUCACACCUGGCUUAUGGGAUGAUAGUGGUGUACGGAGGACGUUUCCUAAUCUGCUUGAGGGGGAACAUGACUCUGCACUUGGUCUGGUCCGCGUCUCGAAGAUUCUCGUCGGUUACGAAGUGUCGCUAAAGAUCCGUUUCGCUGAAUCUCUGAAGACUCAAGUAAGAAACAUGGUGAGCCAGGCUAAAUGGGAAUCCAAUGGCGGACUUCGGAUUUUCGGAUUUCAAUUUGGCCCUGACCAAGCUUCUGGUACCUCUUUUACGAGAGAUGUGAACUCCGUCAAAUACAACGAAACUAGCAACGGGCUUUCACUCCCUGCAAGCCCUCCAGGCUGCCCGGUGAUUCUAGGAAUUCUCGGUCGGAAAAUCGGGGUUGAACUGCAGUGA